UAGGCAGCCUCAGAGUUGGGAGGGGCUCACACAGCUGGCGCUGCUUUAAGAGUUUGUAUCAAACGUUUAAAUAAUCGCUGGUCAGCGAAAUAUUCAGAACAUAUUUAUUAAAUAUUUCGACUGGACUUAAGCCAAAAGCAGCCAACGACGCCCAAUGAAGGCGCACUCAACGGUCGUGGAUCUCUGCCAGAAUGAUGUCGAUGUGCUUGUCCAGCUGCGCCAGCUGCAGGCCAAUCAUCUGUGGCUGCGUGAGCAGCUAACACAGCUGCAGCGGAAUGCGUUUGCCAGGCGAUUGCUCCAGCAGAGGAGCCUGUUCGAGGGGCGUGCCGCCCUCGAGAGACAACUGCGACAGCUGCAGCUGAAACACAACCGGCACUGGGGCCUCUGAGGCUAAGUGCGUGCGGGAUAUGACGAGCUGGACUUAUGUGGAAAUCAGUUUGAAAUUAUCACAAGCUCAAAUUAAAAGUUUACAUUUUAAACAUUAAAUUUCGUUGAGUAGUGAAAUGCCAUUAA
Molecule: messenger RNA, 513 nt
Organism: Drosophila montana
Lineage: Eukaryota; Metazoa; Arthropoda; Insecta; Diptera; Drosophilidae
Exons: 2
Coding region: 155-388 (77 amino acids)
Source: RefSeq, a predicted model, not a curated record